AAGGGGGAUGGAAAAGAAGGGUGGCAGGGAGAAGGGACGGAGAUAAUAGGUUGAGAAUUCUUCCAUUGCGAUAUUGAAAAGAAGGGUUGUGUGGAGAUCUCUUUAGCUGCUAUUGUUGUGCGACUUUUUUCAUCCCGUCGGACUUUCUUUUGUGUUUGGGUGCUGAAAAGUCUGAAGGUUGGUUUUAUUGGUGCAGUUUCUUCGAUUGCAUGUUGUUUAUGUCUAAAUCAAUACAUUUUCUUACAUUUUCUUAAUUAACAGAUGAUUUCCGUUUUCUUAUUAAUACAUGUAUUAUAGGCAUAGAUUAACUAAGUAGCAAAUUAUAGUAACACUUUAGGGAGGGUAAUGAUGUGUUAUCAUUGACAACUGUAACGGAAUUAUAGAUAUAUCACCAUGUCAAUUAUCUUUAGUUAGGCAAUUAAGAAAACAAGAACAAGUUCUGCUAAAUGUAUCAGCAGGACCAGGUUACUUACGGGCAAAAUCACUUCCUGAUCCCGAGAUGACAUCAUUGAUCAUAACGUUCUACCCAGCAAUGAAAUUAUUUGCGCAUCACCUUUCCCAACUCCCUUUCCCAUCCGCGUUCUACAGGUCGCCCCCGUCCGCGCCCCCCUCCUACCCUCCCCAUUCUCCCGCUUGACAACAGCGGGGAGAAUCGGACCCUGUGCCAUGAAACGUGCCCACGGCGGGGCUGUGGGAAAGUUCGGGGGAGAGCGCACCCACACAUUGUCAUGGUAAUGUUGGUGGGUGGAGAUGUUGGGGGCGCGAGGCUGUGGUGCGUAAAAUACAUAUAUAUAUCAGGGUAGCGCGCCGUUACCCCUUCUCCAGUGUUCCUUUCUCCCUCUCUAUUGAUCUAUUCGUUCAUAAAAUACUAAACAGUGCAAACGGAGUUUUGUGAGGAGGUAUAGCUGCAGAAGAGAGGGGCCAUAAGGACACAGAUUGUGCGCCUUGCAGCUCGAGGAUUACGGCCUUCAACAUGGGACACGGGGGAAAUGGGCCUGAGAGGAAUUUUAGCGCUAAAGAAGAACGAAAGCUGCGGAAGCCUCUAAUUGAGAAGAAGAGACGGGAGCGCAUCAACUGCAGUCUGGAACAACUGAAAGGGAUCAUGGUGGAUGCAUACAACCUGGAUCAAUCUAAACUGGAGAAGGCUGAUGUACUGGAGGUUACUGUGCAACAUAUGGAGGGUCUGCAGAAGGGUCACGGUUCAGGUUCCCCUUCUGGUCCCAGUAUAGGGUUUGAGUCCCGGCAUCGCUACAGCAGUGGAUACAUCCAGUGUAUGCAUGAGGUCCACAACCUGCUCCUGAGCUGCCCAGGCAUGGACAAGCCACUGGGGGCCCGGCUCCUCAACCACCUGCUCAAGUCUCUGCCCCACAUCAGCUCUGAGACUGGGGCUGGGAACACUGGUGGCAAUGGGACCAAUGGUAUCAAUCGGACUCCGACUAGGGCUAUUGGUAUUAGUAAUAGUAACAGUGGUAGUAUUGGUGGUGGUAGUAGUAAUGGUGGUAGUCCCAUGUCUGGAUCUGGGCCUGCCUCACCUCCCCAGUCUCCACUUUCUCUGCCAUCUGGAGGUGGAGCUCAGUCAUUCCAGCCUCGCUGUUUACAGAUGCAUCAUGCCAAGCCCCCCACGCAGCCAUCACCCCCACCCAUAGGAUGUUCACCGCUCCACGCCCUUCGCAGCCAGGUACAUUCUGGUAGAGAUGGGAGGGAUCAGCAGAAGCCCUUCUCCUCCUCCUCCCCUCCUAGCUCCCCCAAUUCCUCCCCCAAUCUACCCCAGCCUGGGGUGUUUCACCCCACCCCCCUGUCCCCUUUCUUCCCCCCUGGGGGAGACCCCUCCAUGUGGAGGCCUUGGUGAAGACCUCAGGGAACAGACAAACACACACCUUCCAUGAUUUUUUCCUGAACCCGUGACCUGACUAGGAAAAUGCCCAGGCAGCAGGCCGACUAGGGCCUGGAGUUUUUCCCAAUCAGGUCAUAAUGCUGUGGCAAGGAAAAACUCAGGGCCCUUUUAUGUUUUAUGUAGCCCAUCUCAUGGGAUCGCUCAAUUCUGUUUUUACUGGAUCUAGUGGAGGAUUCAGAAAAUGCAGAUCCUGGUGUAUCUGCAGUUUCACUUAUGUAAAGUUAAAACCAAUGUGUUGUGGUGCGACUGGGCCAGCGCCCUAGGAACAUGGCUCUGGUGCUCUGCUAUAUUACACAAUGCCAACAGUUCUAUAGCCACAUGGCAAAAUGAAAGGAUCUAAUUUUCACUUUUAAAUGUUUGGUCAUUUAUACCUUUUAGACAUAAACAUAUUUUAUGAGAUUGGGGAGGAGUAAGCAUUAUAGCUAUUUCAAGUUUGUACAGUUUUUUUCUUUUUUUUCUUCCUAUGUUGUAAACUUCUCUUUUCAAAUAGUUAAUAUUUUGUGUUUUAGAAGUGUAUCAAAAUGUUUUAGUUGAAUUUCUUGUCACUCAUCUUUAAUUGAUUGAUUAAUUAAUUGAUACAACUGAUUAAUUGAUUCAGGUCUAGCUAUGUUCGGUAAUUAAAAACUCAAUGACUUCGGAAAUGUCUUCAUCCUUGUAUAUUACAAGAAGUUGCUAGGCUGUUUCAUAUUGAAGCAGCUAAAUAAAGUGUUGUUGGCUGACAGUUGAAGUGUUGUAUGGUAUCGAAAUUGAAUACAAAAUGUAAAACAACUGUAGCCUAAAUGUGAAUCUUUUUAUACCAGUCUCAUA
Messenger RNA from Coregonus clupeaformis (lake whitefish), 2701 nucleotides. It is a transcript of the gene her8a, whose product is annotated as hairy-related 8a. Gene Ontology annotation, molecular function: DNA-binding transcription factor activity, RNA polymerase II-specific; protein dimerization activity; RNA polymerase II cis-regulatory region sequence-specific DNA binding. Gene Ontology annotation, biological process: regulation of transcription by RNA polymerase II; regulation of neurogenesis; anterior/posterior pattern specification. Bases 974 to 1849 code for a protein of 291 amino acids. The transcript is spliced from 4 exons. Gene Ontology annotation, cellular component: nucleus. The record is from RefSeq and is a predicted model, not a curated record. NCBI's taxonomy places the organism in Eukaryota, Metazoa, Chordata, Actinopteri, Salmoniformes, Salmonidae.